This is a messenger RNA of Rasamsonia emersonii CBS 393.64, 1629 nucleotides long. RefSeq lists its product as uncharacterized. The coding region runs from base 1 to 1629 and encodes 542 amino acids. Lineage: Eukaryota; Fungi; Ascomycota; Eurotiomycetes; Eurotiales; Trichocomaceae. The transcript is spliced from 4 exons. The record is from RefSeq and is a predicted model, not a curated record. Gene Ontology annotation, biological process: DNA-templated transcription. Gene Ontology annotation, molecular function: zinc ion binding; DNA binding.
AUGUUUGCGGGAACGGCCUUUGUCGACAUCAAGCAUCUCCGCGCGGCUGGGUAUCCGAACCGAAAGGCCGCCCGAAAAGCAUUCUUUCAGAGGGCGAGGUUGCUGUACGACUUUGACUACGAAGUGGAUCGUAUCUCCCUCGUCCAAGCGCUGCUUUUGAUGACCUAUUGGUACGAGACGCCGGAUGACCAGAAAGACACGUGGCAUUGGAUGGGAGUCAGCCUGUCGCUUGCCCACACGAUCGGCCUGCACCGCGAUCCUGCCAACUCCGGGAUGGGCCCGCGAAAGAAACGGCUGUGGAAGCGGAUCUGGUGGAGCACGUACACGCGAGACCGACUGAUCGCGCUGGGGAUGAGGCGGCCGAUGCGGGUGAAGGACGACGACUGCGAUGUGCCCAUGUUGACGAUCGACGACUUCGAAUUCAAGACGUACCCUCCCGAGAUCCUGAACAUGCUGGGCAACUCGGCAGCUGGCGAUGAUGUUCAUCGAGAAAGCGAAGCUGUGCCUGUGUGUCAGCCACGUCUUGACAGCUCAGUACUCAGUCCUCAGCCAUCGGUUCGGCGGCACGACGGAGACGACGAUGAUGCUGGUGCCGAAGAAGUCGAGUUCGGAGACGUUCCAGGUCCGACGCUGCGACCAGGAGCUGGAAGACUGGCAGGCCAAUCUGCCGGCGGAGAUUCAGUACUGGACACCCCCAUCCGGGAAUCUGACGGAAGCGGAGGAGUCGCUACAUGUGCAUCGGGCGUUGCUACGGAUGAUCUACCUGACGACGUCGAGUGCGCUGCAUCGGCCGCAAGUGUUGCCGGCGAGUCCGUUCCCGGCGGUGGAUGCGGAGCUGCAGGAGAUAUCACGCAACAAGACUUUGCCACCUCGUUCCUGGAGGCAGCCAUCCGGAAGGCGGGCAUCCAGAUCAACGUGCCGCCGGCUGAGACGCCCGCCCGACCACCGCCGCCCCCCGCCCCUGUCCGCCCGAAGACAUUGACACCACCGCCGGAUUCUCUAGCGCAGAAGCUCCCGGACCUGACGUAUCCUGACCCGACACCGUCUGGGCUGCCAAUUCCUGAAGAUGGCGGGAUGAUGUUCGCGGCGACGCCGCCGCACUCGAACGGCAGCGAGAACGGCAGCACGCAGAACCUGAACCCGAACGUGGUCGAUUCGGGCAAUUUCGAGCCGGCCGGCCAUGGUGGCAACGAUGAGCUGAGUCUGGACGAAUUCAUCGACCUGGCCAACGACGCCGAAGUGACGCAGAACGACUUUGACGCGCUGAUCAACUUUGACGACGCGGGUGCCGACCUGUUCGCGGCGGAGGACGGAUUGGGGAUGGGCCUGACGAACGGCGCAGACGGGAACCAGAAUGGCGGCAGCGGCGGCGGGUUCAAUUUCAACGUGGACCUCGGUCAGGAUUUCAGCGAGAACGUCUUUAACUUGGACAUGCCGGGUGGCAGCAACAACAGCAACAACAGCAACAGCAGCAGCAACAACAAUAACAAUAAGAAAUCCUCCGUCGCCGGGUCAGAAGCUACUGGCCUAGACGUGAACGUGAACAUGAACAUGACCAUGCCAAAGCCGAAAGAGCACGGCAUGACGAGUGAUCUGGAGGCAGAUCUGGGCCUUGCCCUGGAGGCAUGA